AACCCGAGAAUCAUUCUCCAAAAUUUUCUUCCCCCUGGCAGGUCUCCGCCGAGACAGCUCUAGUCCCCUCUCAGGGGCCUUCGCGUCUUCCUCCCAAGAACCCUAGAUUUUAUCAGACAUCAAUCUUUGAAUCUCUUAAAUCUAUCAAAGAAACCGCAAAUCUAUCGUCCCUGUAAAAAUUGUAUCAAAGGAAUUAAAACCCUAGAAGAAAUGGCCCAAGAGGAGGAAACCCUAGAUCCUUCUCCUCCUCUUUCACAAUCCUCCACUGAUCAGUCUCUCUCGCAGUCUUCUUCUCCCUCCUCUUCAGAUCCUUCAUUGUCUAGAAACGCAUCCUUUAGUCGUCUCAACGCGCAGGCUCCCGAGUUCGUCCCAACUAGAGCACCGACUCAGCAUCCGCAACAACCACAGUCACAGCCACAACAAGCGCCCAGAAUCAAUAUCCCUUCUCCACCGCCGCCUACCAUGCUGCACGUCUAUCAUCCUCCACCGCCGUUUCACGUUCCGAUUCAGAGCCCGGUAGCCAUGCCACAUCCUCACAUGGUUCCUUUGCAGAAUCACCAUAUGCACCAUCAUCAUUAUCCUCACAACAACCAUCAUUUUGUCCCUCUUCGCAAUCAUAAUCAUCACAGUCAGCAUCAUCAGUAUUAUGGCGGUGGGGAACAUGAGGUUGAUGUGGUUGUAAAGAACGGUGGUGGUCAAAGGAAGGAUCAGAAAAAGGAUAACGGAGAUGGUGCUACUGUUGCUGGGCCUGAUUCAAGAAGUGGUUUAUCUGAUGAUCUUGUCGCUCAGAAGAUUCUGAAUCAGGUUGAAUAUUAUUUUAGCGAUCUAAACUUGGCCACCACUGAUCAUCUGAUGAGAUUCAUCAACAAGGAUCCUGAAGGAUAUGUGCCAAUAUCUGUCGUUGCAUCUUUCAAGAAGAUCAAAGCCCUAAUUAAUAGUAAUUCUCAGCUUGCUUCUAUUCUUCGGGACUCAUCAAAGCUUGUAGUUAGUGAAGAUGGAAAGAAAGUGAGAUGUCGGCGUCCUAUUACUGAGUCUGAUAUAGAGGAACUGCAGACUCGGAUAGUUGUUGCUGAAAAUCUACCUGAAGAUCAUUGCCACCAAAAUCUGAUGAAGAUUUUCUCUGCUGUUGGGAGUGUGAGGACAAUUCGUACUUGUCCACCUCAAACCUCGAGUAAUGGGGCUUCCUCAGCAUCAAGAUUAGCAAAACAUGACGGGAUGCUUUUAAGUAACAAGUUGCAUGCCUUCGUGGAAUAUGAAACAAUUGAACUAGCUGAGAAAGCAGUUGCAGAGCUGAAUGAGGAGGGGAAUUGGAGGAGUGGUCUUAGAGUUCGGCUAAUGCUUAAACGCACAGCAAAAGAUGCAAAGCCUCAAGCUCGUGGAAGAAAAGUACAUGAUGGGGAAGGGCAGUAUGAGGAAGAUGAUGCUACUACUUCUGAACAGCAGCUAAAUGGAAAACCAUCUGAAGAUUGUUUGCAGCAAUUAGACAUCUAUUCACAUGACAAUGCAGGAGAGGAGCUUGCCAACGACAAGGAUAAUGGCCAUAGAAAAGGGCGUGGCCGAGGUCUGGGCAAAGGGCGUGGGCGUCCUCAUCAGUAUCAUCACAAUAACCAUCACAACAAUCAUCACAACAAUCGUGGGAAUCACUUGGGAACUCCUCCCUCAAAUCAUUCAGCUGUGAAUGAGCAGCCAACUAUAGCCAAGCAGCCUCCAGGGCCUCGGAUGCCAGAUGGCACGAGAGGAUUUGCCAUGGGUAGGGGGAAGCCAGUCUCCGUGAAUAUCAGAUAAUUAGCCCCCUCGAUCAUUGGUGAUGUCUUUGCAAAAUAUAUAUUGGGUUGGGGAGACCGUGCCUUGUGUGGUGUCGAUGGCAGAAUUUUUCUCAAGGCUGCCCAUCUAAAUAGUUCGCACCAGUUUUUUGUAUUUUCAUCCAUCUCUAUCUUCUAUCUGGUUGGUAUCAACGAUGCAGAAACAGACAUCUCCCUUUUUUUUUUUUUUUUUUAUAACGGUUUUAGUUGUAUUAAUAUUAGCACAAAAAUAAGUAGUCAAAAAGCAAGACCGUGGGGAAAGUAAUCAUAUAUAUACCUAUAAGUAUAUCCGAGUAAAAAACUUAUGACACAUGGGAAUAAUACACUGUUCUUUCGGUGUAUCUCUGGCCAAA
This is a messenger RNA of Carica papaya (papaya), 2155 nucleotides long. It is a transcript of the gene LARP6B, whose product is annotated as RNA-binding protein. The record is from RefSeq and is a predicted model, not a curated record. Gene Ontology annotation, biological process: RNA processing. Gene Ontology annotation, molecular function: mRNA binding. Gene Ontology annotation, cellular component: ribonucleoprotein complex; nucleus. Lineage: Eukaryota; Viridiplantae; Streptophyta; Magnoliopsida; Brassicales; Caricaceae.